AGACAUCGUUACUUUUGAAUAAUGAAUGACUUCUAUCUAAGAGAUAGCUUAACAGUCAGUCCUCUCCAGUGCUUGUACUUAACUUGAGUACUUCUAUGUUGUGCUUCUACUCCACUACAUCUCAGAGAUUUAUUUCCACCCACAUCUUCAAAGAUAAAAUGGAGAGGGACUCCAACGGUACAGCAGAAAAGACCGAGCCGGCAUCGCUUUUGAGGAAAAAUAUUAAUGAAGACAUCUGCGCAGCUAAUUCCCACAGCUCUCGGGAUAAGACCUGUGGUGCUAUUGAUGUCGCAAAGGCCAGGUGGACUCUCCUGAGACAGGUGUUGCGUCAAAAGCAGAUGGACACUCCAGAGGUCAAACAGGUGUCCGUCCGCAGGUUCGCCACGUUUGACCUUUUCAGCAGGAAAAUACUUCUGACCCAAGACCCUAGUGAUACCUCAGAUGACCAGUGGGUGGAGUACAGAAGCGUCUACUUUCCUGAAUACAGUGCCUUACUCAGGGAUAACAUGGGGCCUAUCAGAGUUAAUGAAGUGCUUAACAGUUUCGACAACACCGGUAAUGUCUGUGUGUGGCCGUCUGAGGAGGUGAUGGCUCAUUACUGCCUGCAGAAACGCCACAUGUUCAAGGGCGCAGUGUGUGAGUUAGGAGGAGGUAUGACUUGUCUUGCUGGGCUCAUGGUUGCCAUUUGUGCUGACGUGAAGGAAGUUCUGCUAUCAGAUGGGAACGAGAAGUCCAUUCAGAAUGUUCGAAAGCUGGCCGAGAGAAACAGGCAAGCUGGAAAGUUUGGGUCCACACAGGUAUCUGCCAGGGCGGUGAGGUGGGACUGUGAGUCAGACAUUUCAGCACUAGAGGGUCACUUUGACAUUGUCAUGUGUGCAGACUGUUUGUUCCUUGACCAGUACAGAGCCAGCCUGGUCGAUGCCAUAAGGAGAUUACUGCAACCCAACGGCACGGCGUUGGUCUUUGCUCCUCUGCGAGGGGAAACUCUGAGACUGUUCUGUCAACUGGCCCAACAGGCCGGACUCAGCGCCUCUCAACACCAGCAGUAUGAUGCUCAGGUCUGGGAUGUUCACUUAAAGAUGCUGAUGGAGGGCAAAGACGCAUACGAUGAGAACAUCCACUAUCCUCUCCUCAUCACCUUGACCAAAGGACCUCAUCCUGUCAGCCACACUCAGUGAACCAAAACGAGCGAGCCCUCAGCUCGACACUCCACGAGCUUUGGAUAUUUGAAAUGGAGUGAUGCUACAGAGUCAUGUCAACAAUGUGAGCCACAAGGAACUAACUGAGGAGGAGGAAUUGCACUGAAAGAGCAGUAUUCAAAUACUGUACGGUUAUUUGUCUCAAUAUCAAGUGUUAAGUCACAGAGAGCAAAACUAAAUGGGGUCAAAUUUAAGACAUUUUUCACAAUUUUUCAUACUGGCCACUGACAGGAUUUAUUAUCAGAUGAUGCAUGGCUUUGGACAAUCUUUGAAGCGUGCAUGUUUUGUAGUUUGAACAACAAAGCAGUGGGUGAGGAGGAGGAUAUAUUCCAACCUAGUAUGUUUUAACCGUCUGCCAAAUGGUCUCCAAAAUAGUCAUACGUCAUUUAAUCAUCGUCCCUUUAGUUAAUCAGCCAUCCAGGAAAUGAACCACAUGGCCAGCCAGUCAAGUAACCAGUUUAAUUCCCUAAUAUGGUCGUUAAUUAGUCGCUAAUCCAGUCGUCAUUCCAGCCAACAAGCCGACAGUUACAUGGACAUUUCCUGCGUCUACUACUGUAGGUGUCAGUUAUUCAGUCAGUUGGCCCUCUUUAACCUGUCAGUAUUAACCUAUGCCACUGUGUUUCUGCCCCCAGCAUGAAGGCCAGCUCUAAUUCAUUAACUAUCACAGACUGUGGAGCAGCUCACAGUUUCCUUUGUGUUUCCAUUAUUUCUCUUUUUUCCCUUCUUCCCCCGCAUUAAUUUCCUCUAAUACAACUCAUUCAUCCCAGUCAGAGGUCAGUAUUAAGAACUUCUUUUGUGCAUUACUUACAACAGUACAUUAACAUAUUAAGAGACGUUCAUACUAAGGAGCAAUUCUCGCCGCCCUGGAGCUACAGCUCGCUAAAAGUACACUGAAAUACAUCACAUUGCUAUUUAAUUUGACACGGCUCUGUUUGUGUUGUCAUCUGUUUUGAACCGUUCAACAGGCUUUAACUCCCGACUCCCGCUUUUAAGUUUUAAACUGCCACUGGUGAAGGUCCAACAUUGUGUCACACACACACACACACACACACACACACACACACACACAUAUCAAGCCUCGUUGUGUCUGCUAUCAUGACUCAAACAUAUCCAGUGACAGAAGUGGAGCUACGUCACUUCACUCACAAACAUUUAGCUCUUUAAAGUGACUUAGCAAGGCAACAAUCAGAUCCUUGUGGCAGCGGAUCAAAACCAAACGCUCGUAUUAGUGUGAACCCACCUUCAGGAAGAGAGAGAACAUGCACAUAUGUUUUAGUGACUACUGACCCCAAUACUGUGGAAUAUAAAGACUAUGUAUGAUAUGCUGUAGAGAGCAGGGUUUACUUUCUCCUUUUGUUUUGUAGUGCAGACCUCUCAAGGGUCUCUUCCCCCCAAUGUCCACUGGGUGCAGACAGUCUGCUGCCCUUCUCGUCCCCCGUGACCACAGAAUGAAGUUCAUGCUUGACGGCUCUAUGAAGUGCUGCAUUGACUUUUAAAUGUUUAAUUAGUCUUUACAUAUAUUCAGCUCAACUGUAUCUGUAGUCUGCGAAGCUUUCUGCUUAUAUACAUUAUUCAGAAAGUACUUAAAAGGAAACAAAGUAUCUGUUUUCGCAAUGAUUAUAAAGACGUUUCAUUUAAAACACAAAAAAGGUGUCUGCCUAACAACUUGGAAUAAUAUUUUAAAUCCAUCCAGUGGACAUCCGGGGGUUAGAAUAUGAUUUUAAAUUGAUAAACUAUGUGUAACCUUAGUUUCUUGACUGUCACACGAUCUCAUUGUAUCUUCAAGGGCAAAACACUUUCACACAUUUCAGACCAAUUCCGUUUCCAUAUUUCUGUUGGCAUUUUCUAUCUUAGCACAAGUUUUACUCAGGUCUUUUUCCGUGUGUUCAGCCGUUUCUCCUUUCUCGUGGUAUUAAAGAAACGCCAAGUGUCAGCGGGCCACUCGAGCCUAAAGUUGUACCUAUCACUAGUAAAGUGUUUCCAUAUUUCACUGUGAUCCAUUGCUGUAUACAACAGCCAAGAAGCUAUGCAGUAUCUCCCCGUGGCUGCUGUUUACAUCCCUCAUGUUGAAUAAAAUAAUCCACCUUCAGAAAUGAGAGGUAUUCCCUGUGUGUGUAACUACUAAGAAAAGUAAAUUAAGCCAGUUGUUAUCAGUGGUCUCAAUGCUUUGAGGACUUAAAUUGCAUUGCAAAAAUGUUCCUAUAGCAAAGUGUGCUUAAUUACAUUUUUAUCUUUAAUGCAGUUUGCUGUUUACCUUUUGAUAUCGGCGGGCUCACACACACGAAUACCAUCUUGACUGUGUACAGUGACUUCAUCACUGUGUGCUGUUAUCCACUCUGCGCUGCUGCUUCCUGCAGCAUCACUGCCUCUGUUCUUGGCAAAGCCUUCACCCGAUGCACUCUUGAUUUGCAGUGAUUUCCCCGUCGUUAGACAGUAAUGUGGUCACUUCUCGUUGUGAUAUCGGCGCCGUGUGCGAGGACGCUUCUCACUGUGACGUCGACAGACAGUCGAGGGACCGCUGACGGUCAGUGUUAUUAAUAGAAGGUCAUGUGCUGCAGCUGACAUCAUACAGGAAUGCUCUAUUCCAACAGUGUGUCACUGUGUUAUCUAUCUGUACACAUGUGUCUCUGCUGGGCUAUUGUUUUAAUUAUCAAACUGAACUUUUAGAAUUGUUGCAGGCCAUGUCCACAGUAAUCCAGAUCAACUUUAAAUCGGAUCUGCUUGGAUCCUUCUAACAACGCUGAUCUUUUUGUUGAGCAUUUCACUGCAUCAGGACACUAUUGAUGUACAUCUAUCAUGUUUGUAUUGUUUUGGGGGUUUGACACAAGAAACACAAAAUUGUAUUUAAGUUAAAUAUUUUUAAUUUAGCGUGGACAUGGCCUAUAGUUCAGUAUAUUAACUUCUCUCUGCUUCACUGUUAUCAAUGGGUAAUGAAUGUUGUACUUUGCAGUCUAAGGGUGGGUGAUUUGUUGUGAAUGAAUAAAAAAUAAAUACAUUUUCUUCAAGAAA
Molecule: messenger RNA, 4208 nt
Organism: Cottoperca gobio
Lineage: Eukaryota; Metazoa; Chordata; Actinopteri; Perciformes; Bovichtidae
Gene: camkmt
Product: calmodulin-lysine N-methyltransferase
Exons: 12
Coding region: 96-1178 (360 amino acids)
Cellular component (GO): cytoplasm
Molecular function (GO): calmodulin-lysine N-methyltransferase activity
Source: RefSeq, a predicted model, not a curated record